AUGAAUAAAUUUAUGGUUAAUAUUAUUCGUCGUAAAUUAAUUGAUUUUGGGUUUAUGAUUUCUUCUUUUAUGGUUUUUCAAGUUUUUACAGGUGUUAUUCUAUCUUUUUUGUAUGUUGCUGAUUCUGGUUUAAGUUUUUAUUGUGCUUUUAUGGGUUAUAUUUUACCUUUGCCUGUGAUUGGUUCUGUUUUGUAUAGUUAUAUUGUUGGUGGAUUUUCUGUUACUAAAGUAACUCUUGUUCGUGUUUUUUCUGCUCAUGUUUGUGUUGGUUUUGUAAUAUUGGGUUUGAUGGUUAUUCAUCUCUUUUAUCUACAUCGUACUGGUUCUAAAAAUCCUUUGUUUGUUAGUAAUGGGUAUGGGGAUGUUGUUUAUUUUCACUCUUAUUUUACUGUUAAGGAUUUUAUGUGUUUGAUGUUUGUUUGUUUAUUUAUUAUUUUUUGUUUGUUUUAUAUACCUGAGUAUAUUUUAGAUGUAGAGAGUUAUUUAGAAGCUGAUUCUUUAGAAACGCCGGUGACUAUCAAGCCUGAGUGGUAUUUUUUAAUUUUUUAUGCUAUUUUGCGUUGUAUUGAUUCAAAGUUGGGGGGUUUGGCUUUGAUUUUGGUUUUAUUAUUUUUGUUAUUGUUUAUUAGGUUAACUUAUUUAGGUGGUUGUCAUCCAGAAUAUCCUUAUUUGUUUAUUUGUAAGGUUUUUAGUGUGUUUUUAGUAACUUUUAUGUUUUUAUUUAAGUUAUUUUGGCGGUAUGAUAAUUAUAUUUUGUAA
This is a messenger RNA of Mesocestoides corti, 759 nucleotides long. The record is from the annotation of a GenBank genome assembly. Lineage: Eukaryota; Metazoa; Platyhelminthes; Cestoda; Cyclophyllidea; Mesocestoididae.